This is a messenger RNA of Dalotia coriaria, 1151 nucleotides long. RefSeq names its product melanoma-associated antigen B18-like. Gene Ontology annotation, cellular component: nucleus. The record is from RefSeq and is a predicted model, not a curated record. NCBI's taxonomy places the organism in Eukaryota, Metazoa, Arthropoda, Insecta, Coleoptera, Staphylinidae. The transcript has a single exon. Bases 266 to 1042 code for a protein of 258 amino acids.
GAGCUUUGAACGUGCGCCUGCGCAUUCCACAAGUCCGAGAAAUGUGCUUAGCCCUAAAAAGUAUAAACAAAUAUUCUUAGUGUCUUAGUAGUAUUUACGACGAAUACUAGAUCUAUAUGCAAAACAUAAUGUAUAAUAGACGAUAAAGUUUUUGAAGGAAUUAUAGUUUUGGCCGAAACCGAAACUGAGGCCGAAACUGGCCGAAAACGAAACUGACAUUUCGGUCGGUCUCUAGUUUAUAACCUAUUCGUAAUUGUAAACAAAAAUGGGUCGAAGUACACGAAAUUCACAAUCAUACUCACAAUCACAAAAUCGUUCUCAAAUAAACUACAACGAACAUAAUAAUAUCGAUGAUGAUGAGAAAACAAAACGCAUCGAAGGAGCAGCCUCAAAACUGGUCAGCUAUCUCUUGCACAACCUGGACAACACCAAGAUUUUGCGCCAAACUCAAAUUCAAAAACAUGUUGCCGUAAAAGGAGUUAAUUGGAACCAACAACUAAAAGCUGCAAAUUUGCGACUAGUGCAACUGUAUGGAUGUGAAUUGGUUCCAUGUGAUGAUCCUUCUGUGAAAGCAACCUCUUACUAUGUAAAGAAGCUAACACCACACAUCAACAUAUCAGAUUAUAAUGUUGAACACAAGAGAAAAAAGAUUGUUACAUUUUUAUUGAUGGCUAUUGUGUUUAUGUUAAAUGAUAAAUGCAAAGAACAACAAAUCUUUCAAUUAUUUACCAAACUGAAUGUAAUUGAUGAUGAUAAUGAUAGUGAGAGUUACAUCAAAGAUAUGUUGAAAGAGUUAAGCAGUAGUAAAAUGAUAGUCAUUGAGAAUGAGUGUGUUUCAUGGGGACCAAUGGCAGAUGUUUUGGUGAAUAAAAUGGAAAUAUUAGAAUUUGUUAGUAAAGUAUAUGGAACCAGUGUGGAAUCCUGGGGAGAGUUGCAUGAUAGUGCUGUGGAGCAAAGAACAUUAAAUCAGAUGGAUGAGCAGGAUGUUGUUAAUGCUGAUGAUUGUGAAAUGGAUGAAGCUGGCCCAUCGCAAAAGUCAUAAGAUAGAAGAAUUUGUAUUUUUCUACUUCAAUCUAAAACCUUAAUGAAACUUAGAAGCUCAAUGUACACUCAAAUAUUGUAUUUUGUCGAUUAAAUCAGUUUGAACAACA